This is a messenger RNA of Argentina anserina (silverweed cinquefoil), 3615 nucleotides long. RefSeq names its product protein HIRA-like. The transcript has 11 exons. Lineage: Eukaryota; Viridiplantae; Streptophyta; Magnoliopsida; Rosales; Rosaceae. Gene Ontology annotation, molecular function: protein binding; nucleosome binding. Gene Ontology annotation, biological process: regulation of DNA-templated transcription; chromatin remodeling; DNA-templated transcription. Bases 214 to 3234 code for a protein of 1006 amino acids. The record is from RefSeq and is a predicted model, not a curated record. Gene Ontology annotation, cellular component: nucleus; chromatin; HIR complex.
CAUGGCUGCUUUCAAACUUAGCUCGCGUUCUCGUCUCAGAAUAUCAUAUUCCCUUUCAACUUCAUCACUCCUUUUCAACAAAACCCUAACUCCCCAACUUCACACCAAACACUCAAACUAGGGCUCCCCACAUCCACAAGUACACUCGAGGGUUUUCUGUUGAGAUGUUUUCUUGUUGAAGUAUGAUUUUGGAGCUCACAAAGUAACAGAGAGAUGAUUGCAGAGAAGCCCAGUUGGAUUAGGCAUGAGGGUUUGCAGAUUUUCUCCAUUGAUGUUCAGCCUGGUGCAGUUAGGGUUGUCACUGGUGGGGGUGACCACAAGGUGCGAGUAUGGAACAUGAAAUCCCUGGGAAGGAAUUUAACAAAUGAAGAAUCAGCCCAGAGGCUACUUGCAACCCUCCGUGAUCACUUUGGUUCUGUGAAUUGUGUUAGGUGGGCUAAGCAUGGUCGGUAUCUUGCAUCAGGAUCUGAUGAUCAAGUAAUUCUAAUACAUGAGAAGAAGCCAGGUUCAGGAACCACUGAGUUUGGCAGUGGAGAGCCCCCUGAUGUUGAGAAUUGGAAAGUUGCUAUGACCUUGAGAGGGCAUACCGCAGAUGUGGUGGAUCUCAAUUGGUCUCCAGAUGACUCGAUGCUGGCCAGUGGAAGUUUAGAUAACACUAUACACAUCUGGAAUACAAGCAAUGGCAUUUGCAAUGCAGUUCUUAGGGGUCAUUCUAGCUUGGUUAAAGGAGUUACUUGGGACCCCAUUGGCUCCUUCAUAGCAAGUCAAUCAGAUGACAAGACUGUGAUUAUAUGGCGAACAAGUGACUGGAGUCUUGCACACAAAACAGACGGGCACUGGACGAAAUCACUUGGAUCUACCUUUUUCCGCCGGCUUGGAUGGUCUCCUUGUGGUCAUUUCAUUACUACAACUCAUGGCUUUCAGAAACCAAGAUAUUCUGCACCUGUUCUAGAGAGAGGGGAAUGGUCCGCUACAUUUGACUUCUUAGGACAUAAUGCGCCUGUGAUUGUGGUGAAGUUUAACCAUUCAAUGUUUAUGAGGAAUAUUUCCAAUGCUCAAGAAGGGAAAGCUGCACGUGUUGGGUGGACCAGUGGCAAUUCUAAAAUAGGAGGGAUAGAAAAAGAACUACAACCUUAUAAUGUAAUAGCAAUUGGGAGUCAAGAUCGUACGAUAACUGUAUGGACGACGGCUAGUCCCCGCCCUCUCUUUUUAGCAAAGCAUUUCUUCACUCAAAGCGUAGUGGAUUUAUCUUGGACUCCCGAUGGUUAUUCACUUUUUGCAUGUUCUUUGGAUGGUUCAGUGGCUACUUUCCAUUUUGAGGUGAAAGAGCUUGGGCACCGGUUAAGUGAUGCUGAGCUAGAUGAAUUGAAGAGAAGUCGUUAUGGGGAUGUCAGAGGUAGGCAGGUGAACUUAGCAGAAAGCCCAGCACAAUUAUUGCUUGAGGCAGCUUCUGCUAAGCAAGCUCCAAAGAAAAAGGUGGUUCGGGAUAUUCAGCCAAGCCAGUCAUUUAAACCUUCUGCUACUGUUGGGGUUGCAACAAAAGCAUCUGAGUGUCAGGUUGAUGAUAGGAAGAAUGGAGGAGCUUCUGCUGAUGGUCUAAACAACGAUCCAAUACCUGCCCAAAUUUCUAGUCCUGUACAGCAAAGAGAAUAUAGACGACCAGAUGGUCGAAAGAGGAUUAUUCCUGAAGCAGUUGGUGUGCCUCUCCAGAAAGUCGGGGCUCAGUCCCAGGCACUUGAUAGUGGUUUAGCUGGUGGUGAUAGGGCGAUUAAAGAAAAUUAUGUUAGGGAAUCACGUGUGAGAGGCACUGAAAUGAAGGACGGACAGCUGGUCACUGCUAGAGCUAUGAUUACGAACAGCCUUGUUAUUGAGAAGAUCCCCACCUCCACAGCUAGAGAUGAAAGCAUAAAUAUAGAACAGUCGGGAAUUGUGAAGGCUUCUAAUUCCAUAUGUGGUUCUGGUCCUGUUCUUUCCAUUACGGUGUUUGAUGAUAAGGAAGCGGAAGAUGCUGUGCCAUAUUGUUUGGAAGCAAGGCCUAAGGAACAUGCUCCAAAUGACAUAAUUAACAUGGGAAAUACAUUGAUCAUGCAAGAAACAGAAGUCACCUGCACAAGAGGCUUGCAAACACUUUGGUCUGAUAGAGUAUCUGGGAAAGUUACUGUUUUAGCUGGAAAUGCAAACUUCUGGGCUGUUGGUUGUGAAGAUGAAUGCAUCCAGGUUUACACAAAGUGUGGGCGACGUGCUAUGCCAACUAUGAUGGUAGGAUCUGCAGCAGUUUUUAUAGAUUGUGAUGAGGGCUGGAAGUUGUUUUUAGUCACCAGAAAAGGAUCCAUGUAUUUAUGGGAUCUAUUACAUCGGAACUGUCUCCUUCAUGAGUCACUGUCAUCUCUGGUUGCUUUAAGCCCAAAUCCUUCUUCAAACAAUGCAGGCAUGAUCAAAGUUAUAUCAGCAAAGCUAUCAAGAUCGGGAUCUCCCCUUGUUGUUCUCGCCACUCGCCAUGCCUUCCUUUUUGACAUGGGACUGAAGUGCUGGCUUAGGGUUGCAGAUGAUUGCUUUUCUGGGUCAAAUUUUGCAAGCUCCUGGCAUUUAGGUUUGACUCAGAGUGGUGAGUUGGCUGGUUUGCAGGUUGAUGUUAAGAAAUAUUUAGCUAGGAAGCCAGGUUGGACCAGGGUGACUGACGAUGGAGUACAGACUCGUGCUCAUUUGGAAGCUCAGCUGGCUUCUUUGCUGGCUUUAAAGUCCCCUAAUGAAUAUCGCCAAUGCCUACUAUCAUAUAUACGAUUCCUUGCCAGAGAAGCAGAUGAGUCUCGUCUACGAGAAGUCUGCGAGAGUUUCCUUGGACCUCCUACUGGAAUGGUGGAAGCUACUUCUUUAGAUUUAAAGAACAUGGCAUGGGAUCCUUUUGUGCUUGGAAUGAGGAAACAUAAGCUUUUACGAGAAGAUAUUCUUCCGGCAAUGGCUUCGAACAGAAAAGUGCAGAGAUUGCUCAAUGAAUUCAUGGAUUUAAUUUCUGAAUAUGGAAGUGCUGAAAUCGAUAAAGAGUCAAUAACUCAAACUUCACCAAAUGGUCAGUCAGCAGCUGUUCCAAUGGAGUCUGCUCCAUCAAGUAAAACUAAAAUGGAUUCUGUCCCUGUGGCAACUGAUCAAGCAAAGCCUGUUACUUAUCCAACUAAUCUGAAGGACUCCACUCGAUUAGCAACAGAGAGAAAAUUCGGAGUCAACAGCUCACGAUAAAGGUAAUACAGACCCACACGUUAGUCAUGCCCUAGAAGAGGCAGAUUCUUGAGUUUGCAUCUUCUCAAUCUCACCAUUGGAGGGAACGGAAGAGAUGGGUCAUACUAACAAGUAGUUAUAUCUUCAGAGUUUACUUCACCCUUGACUUAUCUAGGUCUAGAUCGGUGUCCAUUUCGCUACUCACCCAUUCUGCUCAAGAAAAGCCGAUGACAAGUUUGCUGCGGCGUCCUUUAUCCCUUAUAAGUGAACUUCUGGUGGUGUCCUUGCCGGAAGAAUCUUGAUCUCUUUGCAUAGUUGUAUCACUUCCAUGUAAUCAGCUUGAUGGAUUUUGUAUAAUGAUGAGAAGAACGAAGGAUUGGGGAGGGGGAGAGGUGGGUUGAU